UCUCGAUAAAGUUGAUGAAAGGACUGGCUGGAAGGUCGAGAAUAAACAGCGUUUAUAAGCAGCAGUGGAUUAAUCAGUUUCCUUCAAGUUUGAGAGAGAGAGAGGCAUACAAAGUAGCUCUUCAUUUCAUUUAACUGAAAUUGGUUUUACCAUAAUCUAUCUACUUAGAAAACUGCAUGCCUUAUUACAUGGAAUCUGAUAGUUCAGACCCCUCAUCACCAUUUCCAGAUGAUUGCAGAAUAGACAGAAUCGCUAUAAAUUUGCUCCAGCAGCUGCAUUCGAAAGAAAAGAACCUUUUAAGAAAUGUUAAUAACAUCGUUAAACAUCAACCUCUCACGGCCAAAAAUAUUUUCACGCAUAAUAUUCAUGGUUGGACCUUUGCACAUGCCUGCGUUUUACGAGGCAAUAAAGAACUAGUACAAAAGGUCUUAGAUUCUGGAGUAAGUAUCAACAGUCAAUUAGGUGAAUCGACUGACGGAAUCCCAGGUAACUGCACAUUGUUGCAUAUAGCAGCGUACAGAGGUGAUCCACAAAUCGUUGAAUUUCUCUUGUCUCGUAAAGCUGACAUAUCUGCCGAAGAUAGCUUCAAGGAUAAACCGAUCGCUUACGCUCGACAUCACAAGCAUCACAAAGUGGUUGCGUAUCUCGAGAAAGCUUCCCAGAAACACAACUAUGAAGACAAUGUUCAGAAACGGUUCAAGUUUUUUUCAAAUCUUUCAAACAGACUCACCCGUGUUCGUUGAGAAUAUUAUGUAAUAGUCAGACAUUCACACAGCCGUACACACUCACAUGGAUACUCAUAUACUAACAGAAACAUACACGCAUAUACAAAUGUGCUUGGACAUAAGGACAUACUUACAUACACUUUCCGUAUAAAUGCUGUUCUACACCAAACUAUGUAUACAUCUACAUAGGCUUGAACUGCAGCACGUAUCAAAAUGUACGUAAAUAAAUGCAACAUCCAAUGGCUGUUUAGUACAGCCACCCAGCUAUGUCCACAACAUUACAAAAGUAUAAGCGCAGUCGUGGCUGUAUUGUUAAGACGCUCCCUUUACAACCACAUGGUCUCAAGUUCAUCCCCAUUGCGCCGUAACUUGGGUGAGUGUCUGCUAAUAUAGAUCUGGGUUGAGCUAUGUCAUGUGAAUGAAUUUGGCCGACGGAAACUGCAUGGAAGCCCAUCGUAUAUAUAUAUAUAUAUAUAU
Messenger RNA from Octopus sinensis (East Asian common octopus), 1202 nucleotides. RefSeq names its product GA-binding protein subunit beta-1-like. NCBI's taxonomy places the organism in Eukaryota, Metazoa, Mollusca, Cephalopoda, Octopoda, Octopodidae. Bases 177 to 743 code for a protein of 188 amino acids. The record is from RefSeq and is a predicted model, not a curated record. The transcript has 2 exons. Gene Ontology annotation, molecular function: protein binding.